Messenger RNA from Trifolium medium, 474 nucleotides. Lineage: Eukaryota; Viridiplantae; Streptophyta; Magnoliopsida; Fabales; Fabaceae. The record is from the annotation of a GenBank genome assembly.
AUGAGCGAUGUAGUGAAGAAAGAAGUUAAUAAACUAAAAGCAGCAAGAAUGAUAUAUCCCAUCUCUGAUAGCCCAUGGGUAAGUCCAGUUCAUGUAGUGCCUAAGAAAGGAGGAAUAACGGUCAUGAAGAAUGAAAAGAAUGAGUUAAUUCCGACUAGAAACGUGACCGGAUGGCGUAUGUGCAUAAACUACAGAAGGUUGAACCAAGCUACCAGGAAGGAUCAUUUUCCUUUACCAUUCAUAGAUCAGAUGCUGGAAAGACUUGCAGGACAAGCAUACUAUUGCUUCCUAGAUGGAUACUCCGGAUAUAACCAGAUAGCAGUGGAUCCAGCAGAUCAAGAGAAGACAGCUUUUACAUGCCCCUAUGGAGUGUUUGCCUACGGAAGAAUGCCAUUUGGCUUAUGCAACGCACCAAUAACAUUCCAAAGAUGCAUGCUGUCUAUUUUCUCUGAUAUGAUUGAAAAAUCCAUGGAG